Phyllotreta striolata is the source of this 1243-nucleotide messenger RNA. Lineage: Eukaryota; Metazoa; Arthropoda; Insecta; Coleoptera; Chrysomelidae. The record is from the annotation of a GenBank genome assembly.
CUUAUCAACAUGUCAUAUUUUAUUUUUUGACAGUUAAUUUGUUAUUUAAAAAAUAAGAUUUUACUUUAUGAAACUUUAUUUUGUUGUCGUAAAUAUGAUUUAUUAACUACGAAUUUAAAAUGAUUUGCAUUAGGCCUAAUUUGUUUAAUAGUGGUAAACGAUUUAGUAUUACCGGAAAUGUAGGAAUAAUUAAGAAUUUCACAAAAAGUUCCACAAAUGCUACGGGUAUAGUUAAUAUUUUUGAUCGCAAAACGAAAAGCCUGCAAAGAAAAAGGGCUGCUGCAGCGGAGGACGUGAAAAUUUACGAUUAUUUGAAGGACGAAAUUGGAUUUCGUUUAGCCGACAGGGUUUUCGAUAUCAAAAGGAAAUUUAAAAAAGCUGCAGACAUAGGAUGCAGUCGAGGUUACGUUUCAAAGCAUAUCUCACCCGACUCCGUUGAAGAAUUAAUUUUAUGUGAUGUCAGUAAAAAUAACUUGAAUUUUGCAAGUGUGCAAGAUGGUAUCAAGGUGAAAAAGAUGAUAUUAGAUGAAGAACACAUCCAGUUUGAAGCAAACUCCUUAGACUUGGUAAUUUCUUGUUUAAGUCUUCAUUGGGUGAACGAUUUGCCCAAUGCUUUUAAACAAAUAUUAAAUAGUUUAAAAGAAGACGGGGUUUUACUGGCUGCCGUAUUUGGCGGAGAUACGUUAUAUGAACUUCGAUCUUCUUUGCAAUUAGCUGAAAUGGAAAGACGAGGAGGCAUUUCACCUCAUAUAUCACCUUUUACAGAAGUCAGGGAUAUUGGAAGUUUAUUGACAAGAGCUGGUUUUACCAUGCUCACUAUUGACACAGACGAGCUGGUUGUUGGAUAUCCAUCUAUAUUUGAGCUGAUGGCAGAUCUAAAAGGUAUGGCCGAAAAUAAUGCAGCUUUGAAUCGAUCGUUACACUUGCAUAGAGACAUACAAUUUGCGGCCGGUGCUAUUUAUCAACAGCUUUACGGGAAACAAGAUCCCGAAUCAGGACAAAUUUCUAUACCUGCGACAUUUCAGAUAAUUAAUAUGCUGGGUUGGAAACCGCACCCGAAACAACCGAAACCAUUGCAAAGGGGAACAGGAGAAGUUUCACUAAAAGACUUGCAUAAGCUAGACGACAUAAUUAAAGAGGUAAAGAAUAUUAAAAUAGACGAUGAUAAAAGUUGAAUUGUUAUUGCUUUGGAUAUGUUGAACAGAUUUGUUAUAUUUUAAUAAAUAUUCUAUUCCAAGUGUAA